GCCACCGGAGAAGAACGACAGAAAAUGGCGAGUCAGUGUAAAAGGCAGCAAUGCUCCAUCGACAGGCGCGGCUUUCGGCAGGAACUUGACUCGUGGCGGCACAAACUCAUCCACUGUGUAGGUUUUGAGAGCAUUCUGGAAGGUCUGUUUGGCUCACAGCUGGUAGAAGACCUACAGUUAUUUAAGGAUUCGGAGCCUGUUGCAGGGUCUGACUGGUCAUUUGAUGAAAAUUGUUUAUUCUGCUGUUUUAGACGAGAUAAAGUAAAGGAACACUUGAUUGGCUUAAGUAGUGAGGAGAGUCUCCAAGAUCCGCUCAAACCUCUCCUGGUGAAAGAUCAGACCACCAUCAGCAGAUUAGAGAAGCAAGCAGAGGAAUUUCUCAAUGCAGUCCUCUCUAAUAAAGAUGUGCCAAGUUUCUCCGACCCACACAUCCCAGUAGUGGCACGAGAGAUCCUGCAGAGAAUGAUCCGGCAGUUUGCCACCGAAUAUACCUCAAAAACCAGCUCUCCUCAGGAUAGUAGCUCAGAACCCCAGCCAAGCUCUGACCAAAGUCCACAGACCCCAGCCAUGACUUCUGGGGUUCCAACCAGCAGCCCGUCUGCCGUCGUGGCGGGGCCCGUGCACAGCCACAACCCCGUCCUUAGCAAGCUCCUCAUGGCCGACCAGGAUGCCCCUCUUGACCUCACAGUCAAGAAAACCCAGUCUGAGCCCAGUGAGCAAGAGGGAGUCCUUGACUUGUCCAUCAAAAAGAGUCGCCAUAGCAGCAGUUUUUCAGGCCACAGUCCAUGCCUUUCUCCUAAGGUGUCCACACUCAAGGGUGAGUGUGCAGUCUUGCCUAUUGCAAAGGCAAAAGAGCUGCAGUCCACCUCAACACUGGAACAGUUCAUGGCGAAGCUCUGCCGCCACCAUCAGAGACAGAUUGUCGAUGCCAUAGGUUUCUUGCAGACUGAGGUCAAGGCACUGGGGGCUUUCAAGACACAGCAAACUAAUAACUCUGCCUCUGAAAGGGAACAGGGAACAACCUGCUCCACCCCUGUUAUGUCUGAGAAGUCAAGCUUUGAUCUUAGGAUUCCUGUUGAAUCCACGCCGAAAUCUCAAAUCCUGGAUAUUUCCUGUUCUAUCCAAAGGGAUAGUGUCACGGAAAACGUUCCAGAGACUGUAGUUCCAUUGACGUCUGUUCCUGCUAGCCCUGUGUUGGAUCUUCAUAGCCCUGAGUCAGGGAGCAACCAGGCUUUGGUCACCCCGACUGCUAUCCCCGUAGACGCUGACAGCAACCGUCAAGGUGACCAUGCUCCUCUUAAGAUGAAAAUUAUGAAAAGCAGUAAUGUUGCUGCUGGUAAAAAGUUAUCUUGUGUGCUGACCACCUCGCUUGCAUCUGACUCUGGUACAUUGGAGGCCAGACAAAAUAACUCAAAUUUAUCCAACAGAACAGAGACACAUAGCGCUAGACUAAGCUCUUCUCUGAAAAGACAUAAUCUGCUAAAUCACUCGCAUUCUGCGAGACAGAGAGGAGCUGUGUGGCACACACCAAUUAAAGAGCUUUCACUUCCUCAGGCUAAUGCUGCAGAAUCACCACGAACUGCCAGGAAAACCAUCCGGCCAUCCACCCAUCAACAAACUAGACAUGCUCCUUAUAGGAUGGUUGACCCUGAUCUUGGCAACUGUGACAUUGUUUACAUUGACAAACCCAUUACAGAGUGCUUUAAAGAACAACAGCGUAACUUGCUUCCCCGCCGCAACGCCCGGAAAAGCACUAGGGGACAUUUGUACACAGAUGAAAUUUGGGAGUUAAAAACUGUCCGCACGUUGGCUGGAAGGGGCAACUGUCCUAAUCCGAUGCCAGAGUUGAUCACAUUGGUCACUCCAAAACAGAUCCUUUCAAAGCCUGAAGGUGUACCCCCGGUGGAUAUGCCGUUUGCUGGAGCAUGUAGAGAGACAGUGAGUGAGCUGAUGUCCUCAGAAGAGUCUGAUGAAAGGGUAAUACCAGGAACAGGUGACGUGGUGGAGGUAGCAGCUAAUGAAGCAGACAUUAUAGUAGAAACCAGUCAGACCGAUCAGUGUCAGAACAAGUUAGAGACCCCUCAACCUAUAAUAAGUGCACUAUCUGACAACAUAGUAACAAAUAACAGCACAGAUGAUCUCCAAUUACAAGAGCUAACAUCUUCUGAGUGCAAGAAAACAGUAGAAGGUCAUGAAAAUGUUGCACAGACCUCAUUUGAAGCAGAAACGGAUAAAGAGCCUGAACCUGAACAAACCGAACCUACUACAACAGCAGUGUCCGAAACAACAGAACCGUCAGAUAAAAUCAACACAGAAGAAACGGAACUUCAUAUUCUGUGUAAUAAAAUGCAUGGCUGUGAGGCUACCCCCCUCCCCACGAGCGCACCAUCACCAAUGGAUCAGGGAAAUGAGAAAGACAAUGGUAGACCCCAGGAACCGCCGCCAGAGAAACAGACACUCACUGAUAAGCUUGAAGAGACUGAAAAAUCUUUGACCUCAGGAUUAGUCAAAGAGCAGAUGUUGAUUGAACAAGAAAGUGCAGCAGCUGUAGAUGCUGAAACUGAUGUGCCUGUAUCAACAUUUGAAGAAGAUGAAUAUGAUGUUUCCUCAAAGACAAUGGAUACUCUCCUAAAGGAAUUACCUCCUUGGCGUAGGAAAAGAGGCACAGUGAUCUCUCUGCCAAAGAGGCUACGACAUUUGCAGACUGUGAUCGUGGGCUACGUUAAUGGGAGACCCAUAUCAGCCUCUGACAGGAGUCUGCGCCGUAGACUAAACAGUGGCACAUCACCCACUAAAACCCCAGUGAAACAAAGCCCGAAGGUUCCCAAAAAAGCUGACUCUCCGGAAACCAUGAACCUAGAAGCAAAUACAACUGAAGCAGUCGUAUCAACAGAAUCCACUGCGAGCGCACCUGAACUUCCUCUAGUGGCAGCUUCUGACAUAACAGAAAACCCUACAGUUAAGAUAUCCCCCAAGUCCAAACCAAUCCAAAAUCAAGGCCAGAAAGUUGAGCCGGUGGAUUCUGGCACUGAAACCAAACGACAACUAAGAUCAGCCGUCCAGAAACGUGCUGAAACUCUUCCAUCAGACCUUUCUCCAAAUUCUGUCACAUCCUUUUCACCUCCUAAACCUAGUUUACUCCCGGCUUCCCCUGCAGCCCUGCCCCCCGUUUCUCCUCUUUUGACAGGGUUAACUUCACCUGGAACUCCUGAACAGUCUCCACUGAGUACAGUCCAAGAGACAGUGUUGGAGGUAAACAGUCAAAAAAGUCAAUCAUCAGGGAGCGUUUCAGAAGAAGUCCAAAGUAUCUCGGUCAAACAAAAAUUAAGAUCUUCAAAGAUGGUAGUAGAAGAAAUAAAAAAUGAAACUCCGCUUGACGUGGGGUUAUCAUUUGAGAAUGAGACUGAAAUGCAAAAAAGGAUGGCACCAUCAAAAGGAAAAAGGGUUCUCAUAACGGAACCUUCAACAGAAACAGAAAACCCAAAUGCAGCAUCAUUAGAGGAACGUUGUAUAAGUUCACCAGGAGUUGAUAAGCCCACAAGAAUGCCACUGAGGAGUGAGAGUGGUAAGGCCGAAACAUCCUCCCAACCUGUCCCUCAGUCACCACCUUCGGACAACAAAAAGCUAUCUUUGCGAUCCCAGAGGUUGUCUUCACCCUCUACCAGUGCUCACCCUGUAUCUGGAAAGAACACUAAUGUGGUGUCACCUACCAGAACACCUCCAUCAAAAACUCAGACCAGGUCACCUCCGUCACUUGCUACAUCAGUUCAGCCUCGGAGCUCAGCCUCCACUGUGAUUUCACCAAGACUGGAGUCACGCAGACAGACCAAUAAGUUCUUGGAAGCACUGAAUGGAGAAGAUAAUCAACAGCUGCUUACAGACUUGAACCUCAAAUAUGAAAAGAUGCAGAAAGGCUGGCUGCAAAUGGACAGAGAUGGUCAGCCAGCAGCAAAAUAUAAAAACAAAUCAGACAGACAAGCAGCUAUAUGGAAGAGUAAACGCAGGGCCCGCAAGCCAAAGACUUUAGAACCACAGAAGUAUUCACCAGUUCAAAUGCUCUUUACCAAGGACUUUGAUCUUUCCAGUAUUUGUCGCUGGUUCCUGGAAUCAACAGAAACCCAAUCUCUUGUCAUUGUUAAGAAAAUAAACACCCGUCUUCCGUCGGAAACUCAGCUGUGCUUCCACAGCUCGUCCAAUGCAUCGGGGGUCUCUCAGGGCGUUUUUCCAAGCUUACAAGCGGAACGCUUAAAGAAACACUUGAAAAAGUUUGCCAUUGCCUCUCCUGUAAAAAGUAACCCCAGGAGUCAGAAACUCAUUGCAAAAACGCUGGAGCAGGAGACAACCUUGAUCAAAGGCAAAGAGAGGCGAGAACUUCCCAGAGCUGCUCAUACCAAUCGGGUGCACGCAAGAGUUGAUGCUGGGGGACACGCCAACGAAUCCCAGAAAUCUCCUGCUAAGCCAAAGAAUCCUGCCAGUGCCAGGAUUUUGAGGAAAUACUCCAAUAUUAGAGAAAAGAUGCAUGUCCAGCAAACUAAUGUUCGACUGAAAGGCAUCUCUAAAAACUUAAAACCUAACAGCUUAAAAAGACAGACCACAGAACCUGCUUCUGAGUCAACCGUCAGUCCACCUCAGAAGGCACCAAAACUGCCCCUACCUGUCGCUAAGCCAGUGAAGGCAACAAGAAUAGCAAGGAGGAGAACAUUGGCUCGAAGAAAGUCUACAAGGCUUCGAGCUGUCGAGGCUCGGGACGUCACUCAAGUCAAAAGAUGUUCGCAGCGACUGAAUUCUAUGACAGAUGCAUCAAAAAUCCAAGUAGACAAAAAGACAUCAGAAGUAGACAAAGAUAGGGAAAAGUCCUCUGUGAACAAAGUCAACGCUGGUAAAAAUCAUGUAAAUGAAUCACCGGAAAGCAAAGAAAUCAAAAGUGUGCAAGGUGCUCCUGAGGCGGAAGUGAAACCUCCCGAAGCACCCGACCAAGUGUUGACCAGAUCCCAGAGAAAUAUGAAAGCAACGUCGAACGAUAGCUCCAGUCGUGUGACAAAGAUGUCCAAGAUGGCGAAGCAGCGUGCGUCUCUCAAGUCCAUCAGGAAGGCUGAGGGAAUCACCAGAAAAGCUGCUGUGAAGAGAAAUAGCGACGCCAUGUGGUCUCGUACGAGAGCUCAGGACCUCCUAGCACCGCCAGCAAAGCGCACCAGGAUGUCACGGUAAAGCUGACCUGUUUUUUAUUACUUUUACCUGGAAUAUAUUCAGAAGGACGUCCAAACCAAACAAUGAACUUCAGUAUGGAAAUACUUUGGAGUGACAAGAGGUGCAGAUGUGAUGUUUGCCGGGUGCUUCAGGGACUGCACAUAGACAUUUUGUUUGAAAAGACAGAAACUUUUUCUUUUUUUUUUUAUUCAAGGAAGCAUUUUUGAGUCUGUGGCUUCACAGUGACACUAAAUAAUUUUCCCUCCAUGUUUUUUUUCCCCUCAUGAUAUUAAAAGCUUUGCAGUCUCCGGCCCGCCUUCCAAUCACAGCCGAGUGAUCAUGGGACUGUUGUGACCAGGUGCCUUAUUUAUGAAGUUCAAAGAAUGUCUUUCUAAAUGUGAACUCUCCUCCUUGUUGGAAGACACUUUCUUUAUGUCAGCGUAUGCAAAUAAUUUUCUUGUGUUGACUUACAGUAGCUGACGUGUGUAUUUUUAUAUGCCCGCUUUCUACAGCAUUAAUUUUAUUUGAGUUGCAUUACGAUAUUUAAACAAAAGUGUUAAAACAAGACACUGUAUUUGUUCCCCCUCCUGGUGAAGUACAAUACUUUAUUUACUUUAGUGAUCUGCUACUUAAAGCAGUCCACAGGAAUGUCUUUUGGGGGCGGAGUUGAGUUUAAGGAAGAUUGAAGGACCGGGGAGCAAGUUCAGACCAUAGUUGAGAGUGCCGGGUUUGCUACUAGAGUGCAGGAACUAACCAGUUUUCCGUUGCAGAGCCAUUUUUUUAUUAACAGUGCACAAAAUGCACAGCUCAUGCUAAUAUCCACUCAAUGCGUGCUGUAACUUGUGGAUAAAAGCCACUCUUCAUCACUCCUCUGCCUCCCUUAAAGACACAAAACACAUUUUUUGGGGGGAAAAAAAUCUAUCGGAUUUGGCUUUAACAGAUAAAUUGAAGUUAGUGGUUAAACCUGCCACAAAGACCUCUGGCACUCACCAGAGGAAGUGCGCAUUAUACUUUCUAAGCACCCCUCCACCGCACACACAGCAUUAACUGCACAUUCCAUGUUUAAUUAUUCAACUUUAAUGACUUUGACGUAAUCGUGUGAUACCUUCCAUGCUAGUAACUGACUAAAUAUGGUCAAAGGAAAAUUUUUUUUUUAUUGUCACUGUUAUUUUAUCCUGGUCAUUUGUCUGGAAACCCUUACAUGUACAGUACAUGCCGAUCUUGUUUGUCGUCUUUUUUUAAUUAUUGUUAUUUAAGAGCUGCGCGUCGCCUCCUAAAUGUAGCCCAUCUGAAACAGUCCACCAAAUAUUCAAACUUGAACGUGUUUAUUCUCUACACUUGCUAUUUAAGGAUUUUUUUGUUUUGUUCUUUGGAUUUUGUAUAUUAGAGAGAGGUGCUUUAUUUGUGGUAAUCCCAACAAUAAAACAUCCUGUUUAUGUAAAGAAGCUUGUAUUUUUGCUGGAGCUGAUAUAAAGAUGGAUGAAUUU
Dunckerocampus dactyliophorus (ringed pipefish) is the source of this 6674-nucleotide messenger RNA. Its product is annotated as ligand-dependent corepressor. The record is from RefSeq and is a predicted model, not a curated record. Gene Ontology annotation, biological process: regulation of transcription by RNA polymerase II. Gene Ontology annotation, molecular function: DNA binding. Lineage: Eukaryota; Metazoa; Chordata; Actinopteri; Syngnathiformes; Syngnathidae. Gene Ontology annotation, cellular component: nucleus. Bases 25 to 5208 code for a protein of 1727 amino acids. The transcript is spliced from 7 exons.